Messenger RNA from Equus quagga, 1554 nucleotides. RefSeq names its product glucose-6-phosphatase catalytic subunit 3 (gene G6PC3). Gene Ontology annotation, molecular function: glucose-6-phosphatase activity. The transcript is spliced from 6 exons. The coding region runs from base 216 to 1256 and encodes 346 amino acids. Lineage: Eukaryota; Metazoa; Chordata; Mammalia; Perissodactyla; Equidae. Gene Ontology annotation, cellular component: membrane. The record is from RefSeq and is a predicted model, not a curated record. Gene Ontology annotation, biological process: glucose 6-phosphate metabolic process; gluconeogenesis.
GAGGAAACGGUACCCGCCGGAGGCCCGGCUCGCGCGAGCCUGGGCCGGUCGGGGGCGGGUUAGGGGCAGGGCUUGCACCGGUCGCUGGGGACGGGGCGGGGCCUGGGGCUCGGAAAGGUGGGCUUUGGAGGGCGGCGGUUGGCUUCCUCCUUGUCGCCGGGACUGCUCGGCUUCCGUCCUAGAGCAAAGGCGGCUUGGCCGGCCCCGGGAUCGCCAUGGAGUCCGCGAUGAGCGCGGGCAUCGCAGUGGCCGAGGCGCUGCAGAACCAGCUGCCCUGGUUGGAGAACGUGUGGCUCUGGGUCAACUUUCUCGGCGAUCCCAAGAGCCUCUUUCUGUUCUACUUCCCCGCGGCCUACUACGCCUCUCGCCGCGUUGGCAUCGCGGUGCUCUGGAUCAGCCUCAUCGCCGAGUGGCUCAACCUCGUCUUCAAAUGGCUCCUGUUUGGAGACAGGCCCUUUUGGUGGGUCCAUGAGUCUGGGUACUAUAGCCAGGCCCCAGCCCAGGUUCACCAGUUCCCCUCUUCUUGUGAAACUGGUCCAGGCAGCCCUUCUGGACACUGCAUGAUCACAGGAGCAGCCCUCUGGCCCAUAAUGACGGCCAUCUCUUCCCAGAUGGCCACUCGGACCCACAGCCGCUGGGUGAGGAUGAUACCUAGCUUGGCUUAUAUCACCUUCCUACUGGCGGUUGGCCUGUCCCGGGUCUUCCUCUUAGCACAUUUUCCUCACCAGGUGUUGGCUGGCCUAAUAACUGGUGCUGUCCUGGGCUGGCUGAUGGCUCCCCAGGUACCCAUGGAGCGGGAGCUAAGCUUCUAUGGGUUGACCUCACUGGCCCUCUUACUGGGCACCAGCCUCAUCUACUGGACCCUCUUUACGCUGGGCCUGGAUCUUUCUUGGUCCAUCAGCCUGGCCUCCAAGUGGUGUGAGCGGCCUGAGUGGGUGCACGUGGACACUCGGCCCUUUGCCUCCCUGAGCCGUGACUCAGGGUCUGCCCUGGGUCUAGGCAUCGCCCUGCACUCUCCCUGCUAUGCCCAGGUACGGCGGGCAUACCUGGGAAAUGGUCAAAAGAUAGCUUGCUUUGUGCUGGCCAUGGGGCUACUGGGCCCCCUGGACUGGCUGGGCUACACCCCUCAGAUCAGCAUCUUCUACAUCGUCAACUUUCUCAAGUAUACCCUCUGGCCAUGCCUGGUCCUGGCCCUCGUGCCCUGGGUGGUGCACAUGUUCAGUGCCCAGGAAGCACCACCCAUCCGCUCUUCCUGACUUCAGGUGCCUCCUAUUUGCCACUUUCCCUCCCACAAAAGCAACACUCCAUGAUCUCCAGUCCAGGAGGCAGCCCAUCCCCUUCGAGCCCCCAACAGUCCCUGUUCAUCUUGAAUUUCCCACUUCUCCCACCACAUGGUCUUAGCCCCAAAGAAGGGCCAUGUGUCUUGCAGAAAGGCUGGUCCUCCUCCUGCCUUCCCUCCCAAGUCCCCAAAGAGCAAAGGCAACAGCAAGACCAGUGGGUUCCUGCAACACUGUGAGGGGCUCAGAGCAGCCUCAAUAAAGCCCUUGAACAUUU